Molecule: messenger RNA, 1863 nt
Organism: Zasmidium cellare ATCC 36951
Lineage: Eukaryota; Fungi; Ascomycota; Dothideomycetes; Mycosphaerellales; Mycosphaerellaceae
Exons: 2
Coding region: 1-1863 (620 amino acids)
Biological process (GO): cell division
Molecular function (GO): protein binding
Source: RefSeq, a predicted model, not a curated record
AUGGAGACGUUUCUGCGCAAUUGGCGCCAGAACGCCCUCGAUAGACACCAGUACGAUUCCGCCAUCUUCGUUGGCGACAAGCUGUUGGCCUUGACCAACUCGGACCAGGACGCAUUCGCUCUCGCCCAGACUCAUUUUGCAGCCAGCAACUACACUCGCGCAUUAGCUUUCGUCUCUCGAUCAGACCUCAUACAUCGGAAGCCUGCAGCACGAUACUUAGCAGCGCACUGCUAUAUCAAGCAGAACAGGCAUGAAGAUGCACUGGCGAUUCUUGGAGAGAAGAAUCCAAUACAUUUGGCAACAACUACGGACGCUGCACGGCGGAAAUUGCAACAUAUGAGCAAUGGCUUGUCGAGCAAGCAGCAGGGCAAGUCUAGACUCCCAAGUCGGACGGAGAGGGUGGAUCGUAGUGAAGAGCGAGGAGGAGAAGAUGCUGCAAACCUGAAAUACGAAGCAGGCAUGUGCUACCUGCGAGGACUCUGCUAUGCCAAGCAAAACGCCUUCGACCGAGCAAAGGAGUGCUACAAAGACGCCGUACGGAUAGACGUGCAAUGCUUCGAGGCCUUCGAUCAGCUGGUCAAGAAUUCUCUCAUGAGUCCGGGUGAAGAAUGGGACUUCUUGGAUAGCCUCAACUUCGACACAAUUCAACCAGAACCCUCUGAAACAGCAUCGCCAGAAGCAGCCGACUUUACGCGGAAUCUGUACACGACACGACUGUCAAAGUAUGCGCGACCAGACGCCUUUCAAACUUCGAUCGAGACUUUGUCGACACACUACCGGCUAUCGCAAAACCCGGAUAUCUUGCUCGCGAAAGCUGAGCAGCAUUUUACUGAUUCGCGGUUCCAACAAGCCGUCGAUCUCACAAAUCAGAUCCUCGAAGCAGAUCCCUAUAACUUCGCGGCUAUACCACUACAUCUGGCACUGCUCAGUCAGCUGAACCACACGCAUGCAUUGUUCUCACUUUCACACGAUCUGGCCGAUACGCAUCCAAAUGAGCCUUGCACUUGGCUGGCAGUUGGUACCUACUAUCUAGCCACAAAUCGGAUACCAGAGGCACGAUCAUACUUCUCAAAGGCCAGUUUGAUGGAUCCACAUUUCGGCGCAGCUUGGAUCGGCUUCGCGCAUACCUUUGCAGCUGAAGGAGAGAGUGAUCAAGCAAUUGCAGCAUACAGCACAGCAGCACGGCUGUUCCAAGGUACUCAUCUCCCGCAGCUCUUCCUCGGCAUGCAGGAGAUAGCACUUGGCAAUCUGACCAUUGCGAGAGAAUAUCUAACAGCAGCAUUCCAACUCUGCGAUAGAGAUCCACUACUCAUCAAUGAGAUUGGCGUUAUUGCAUACAUGGAAGAGAGCUACGAGAGCGCAGCUAGGCACUUCGACCUCGCGCUCCAAAUCGCUGCUAGCAACAACGCACCUCCUACCCAGUACACCAGCACCCGACUCAACCUGGCGCAUGCGCUGCGUAAAGCGGGAGACUUCGAGAGGUCGCUAGAAGAGUUUGACGAGGUCAUACGUCAAGGCAUGCGAGAAGCAGGUGUGUUUGCGUCCAAGGGCCUCGUUCUGCUGGAGUUAGAUCGGGCCUUCGAUGCGACCGUAGCGUUGCAUGAAGCACUCGCUAUCAGUCCACAAGACCCGAUAGCCAGCGACUUGCUCGGUCGGGCGCUCUCACAGCUUGAGAAUGUCGGUGUUUUGGGCGGUGCGGACGAAGAAGAGCUGGACAGUCGCCUGGAAGCCAACCUGUCGCAGAUCAGAAGCUCCCGAGGUGCUCCCCAGCGGCGGCGCGCGAUUCGACAACCUGGAGACGACAUGGAUCUGGAUGGUGUGAGCGAAGGCGGUGAAGACGUGUAUCAGCAGCAUAUACCUUAG